This is a messenger RNA of Quercus lobata, 2694 nucleotides long. RefSeq lists its product as uncharacterized. The record is from RefSeq and is a predicted model, not a curated record. Gene Ontology annotation, molecular function: protein binding. NCBI's taxonomy places the organism in Eukaryota, Viridiplantae, Streptophyta, Magnoliopsida, Fagales, Fagaceae. The coding region runs from base 174 to 2195 and encodes 673 amino acids. The transcript has 2 exons.
CAAAGAUUCAAAGCCUAAUUCACUGCUCUUUUGUUUUUCUUUUUCUUUUUCUCACUUCAAAAGUCAAAAGAUUAAUCAAAGUUGAAGUAUAACCUAAGAUAAGAGCAUCAACUUUCAUUAACACCAACUCUUCUUUGUCCACCAAUAGCACAAACCUCAACCCCACCACAACAAUGGAUCCCCCACCUCUUCCGCCUCUCCCCACCACCAUCACCACAGCCCCCACUUCCAAUGCCAAUGCCAAUGCCACCGCAAUCCAACUCAACUACCCUGACUCCGUAGACUCCUCUCCCCGGUCCCGUGGCAAUGCCGAAACAUGGGUUGAUGAGCAUCUACCCCCUCUCCCAAAUGCCAAGCUCCGCUUCAUGUGCAGCUAUGGUGGCCACAUCAUCCCCCGUCCCCAUGACAAGUCCCUCUGCUAUAUCGGCGGUGAGACUCGUAUCGUGGUUGUCGACCGCCAUUCCUCCCUCUCUGACCUCUGCUCCCGCCUCUCCCGUACCCUCCUUGAUGGUCGUCCCUUCACUCUCAAGUACCAGCUCCCAAACGAAGAACUUGACUCACUCAUUUCUGUCACCACUGAUGAAGAUCUUGACAACAUGAUCGAAGAGUAUGACCGUACAACCUCUGUCUCUCCUUUAAAACCCUCACGUCUGCGUUUGUUUCUCUUCUUCUCAAAGCCUGAGACUGUUGCUUCCAUGGGGUCACUCCUCAACGAUGCUAAGUCCGAGACAUGGUUUGUUGAUGCACUAAACAAUGCUGGGAUACUCCCUAGAGGUCUAUCUGAUUCAGCUACCAUGGACUGUGUUUUACAUCUUGAUGGGGUUCGAGGUAGUGACUCUUGCAAUGAUGUGGAGGCUGAGGCUGAGGCUGAGGCUGAGAUUUAUACUAAUACUAACAAUAAUAAGCAGGUGAAGAGUAAUGUUCAUGAUUUGCACUCCAUGCCUGACUCAUCUAUGGUGGAGAAUACUUCAUCAUAUGGAUCGACUUCUUCGUCUCCUUCAAUGUCUAACUUGCCUCCUAUUCGUGUUCGUGUUGAGGAUCAGAAGGUUGGGAUGGAGGAACAGUUUGCACAGGUUACUUUUGCGCCAAGUGGGUUGAAGCAAGAUGAUGGGUUUGGCCUUUUGAAUGCUCCUGUUCCUCCACUUCCUACAGCUGUGGCUGCUGCAAGUACUACUGUGGCCUCAACUGCAGCUAUUCAUCCUAUGGUUGUUCGUAAUGAGACUGUCAAUCGGGUUUCCUCCGAUGAUGAAAAAUCAGAUCAUGGGGUGCCAGUUGGGUUUCGAAAGCCUCCAUUGCCGCUGCAGACAGCGCAUUUGAAGGCUGGUAUUGGAGGUUAUAGUUUGCCUUCACCAGAUUCGGUAGCCAGUGAUGGUAGCAUUUCAUCUGCAAGCUCCGUCUCAAUACCUGUGUACUAUCAAGACCAAGUUCAUGUUGUCCCUAGAGACAACAGAGGUCCUAAUAGCCCAGAUACAAAAAGUGACAUUCCAGAUUCAAGUUCUCAAACCCAACUGCAACAUAUUCAGGAUCCUGGCUACAUAUCCCAAUUGGAUCAGCAGCAGCAGCAACAACAAUUUGUUCAUGCUAGCAGCACGCAUUAUAUGCCUCACCCUGCCACAAGUCCAGUGCCAAUGUCAUCAUACUAUCCAGUGUACGCUUCGCCAUCACAGCAGCAACUUCAUCAUCCAAUCGAUCAGCAAUAUCAAAUGUAUGUAAUGUCCGUUUCGCAGGCACAACCAUACAGCAUGUCUAUGCAAUCUAACAUGGCUGACACUAGCCGCCCACUGACGCCUCCAAAUCCGGCAGCUUACAAGGAUGCAAUUCCACCCAUCUACCCUACAAAGACAUCUACAACUGCUAAGCCAGAAAUGGCUGCGAGUGGAUACAGAACAAUAGUGACACCAAAUCAGCAAUUGGUUCAAGUCCCAUGUAACCAAUUUCAGCAACAAUAUGUGGGGUAUCCUCAGAUGCACCAUCCAUCUCAGUCCAUAGCUGUUGCUUCAUCUGCUAAUCCUAAUUAUGGUUUCGAAUACACCAAUCCUCCAAAUGACCAUGUGUAUUACACUCAUCAAGCUGCGCCAUUACCUCCUCAAUACAAAACCAUGACAGCAGCAGCAGCAGCUAUAGCAUUAUCAGAUGCUUCAAAACAGCUGCCAACAGACUCACGGCAGCAGAACAGAAUGUCACAACCACUAUAAUUCAAUUAGGCAAAUACAAACAAUUUUGAGUGUGGUGGAUUUUGGGUUGGACUUUGGUUUCCUUCUUUCAUUCAAGGGUACAAAUAUACCUGCUGUUUCUCAUAUGUGAUGGAUAACAAGGGACUGAGUCAUCUUCAUUUUGCUGUGCUGCCAUUUCCAUGGAAAAAUUUAAAAUUGAUGGUGAUUGAAGCAUCAGAUCAUAAGGUAAAAAUCUGCUUUAUAUUAGUUUGUUCAAUCUAUGUAUCUCAAUAAGUUAUAUUGAACUAAUACAGUGAGGGGCUGGCUUUAAUUGAAGUUGAUAAGGUGCUUGUUAAUUUUAUCGUUUUGAGAUUGUAUUUUGUUUUUAAUAAGAAAUUGGGUAAACGAAUAAGGAUGAGAUAAGUAGUUAGAUUAGUCUUUGAAUAAAUCUUAUUUACUUGUAAUUUUCUUUUGAAUUUGAAUAUUAUGCUUAUCUUGUAAUGCCAGCUAAUGUUGAAUGAGAAUGCAAGCCGAAGAAAUC